This is a messenger RNA of Manduca sexta (tobacco hornworm), 5500 nucleotides long. RefSeq lists its product as uncharacterized. The record is from RefSeq and is a predicted model, not a curated record. NCBI's taxonomy places the organism in Eukaryota, Metazoa, Arthropoda, Insecta, Lepidoptera, Sphingidae.
CAUCUUUUUUUGGCACUUUGCUUAUGAUCUAAUGUCAAAUUCCAAACUAAACUUGUCUGGGACAAUUUCGUGUUGGUUCUUAUAUCUUUUUUCUUAAUUAUAUUUACAGUUUUACGUCGUAUUAAAUGUAGUUCGUUCUUAAAAUUUGUAUGUGAUUUGUAAAAGUGCCAAAUUGAUGUCUCGUUUUUAUUGGUAUUAUGAAUCAGGUUGAUCAAAAUAUAAACAAAGAUAUGAUCGAUUCUGAGCUAAUCGACGUGGAAUCUUUGGAUUUUUCUGAUGACCAGACCUGGCUGUAUGUGGUGCCGAAAGACUCGGGGCAGAGUGUGGACAUUGUGGACUGGAACUUGUCCUGCGACUGGCCUGUUAAUGAGGACAAUGACUACCUCGCCUCAGAGAAGGAGUUGAAUACAGUGCUCGACAACAUACUUAAAAUUGGAAGACAUAGACGUGACGUUAGCGUCGGAGACGUCGGGGCGGCCGUCGCUGGAGUCGGGGCCCACGAAGCCGAUCAACAUAGACCUCUCACAGCCGGCCCACAAUCUACACAACACAUUCACCAAAGGUCUAUCAAACAUAAUGAACGAGCGCGGCAGUCUAAACAUGUAUCAGAGCGGCGAGUCCUUAAUGAGAAUGUCCCCACCGAGCCUGGUCUCCUCUCUAGUCAUGGAGAGUUCGGGCAAUUUCAACAUGGAGUCCAUGGAGAGCAGGCGGUCCAUGCCCUCGCAUCGGGAGGCUGGUGAGCCUUAUCAUCAUGGCCGACCUCCAAUCACAGGCUUACCACCGUCUGGCCGUGAAAGCAUCGACCCCAUGAUGACAAGCAUGACGCUCAGCAUCCUCGAUGAGAAAGACAUGAGCACGAGCUUCCUAUCACAAACCACGUAUCCAGACAACGAUAGCCUCAUGGACUCCCUGCCGCCAAGCCUCGUCAGCUCCGUCAACUCUUCCUACAUCGUAUCCAACACUUCCAAACCCAAAGCAGACAACGACUCCAACAUAUUUAGCUCGGCCACCUUCACGCACUUAGAUCACUCCGAGAAACUCCUGUCUGCCCGACCCAGGUGCCAACUGUACAAUAGCUUCACGAAACGAGAGACAGCCAUACGAAACUCCGAAAGCUACACGAAAUCCCGAGAGGAGGCUUGCCAGAUCGACAAUAGCAAAGUGCUGAACGAGAACACUGACAAAAAAGAUAUGUCGAAGACUGUUAAACCGAGUCCUGAGAUGGGCGAAACUAUCACCUUACACUACUCAAAUAACAAGUUCAAAAGGGACAAUGACGCGGAAAAGGAAAAUUUCGAGAGAGAUGACGCUUUCUACAAAGACAUGGGUAUGCAGAAGCCCGAUGAGCUCGGUAGGAAUAGUUUGAACGUCACGCUUGGGAAGCAGGAGUUGAAUGAGAUCAUACAGGCGCGGCAGAAGUUGUCGUUGGCGAGGAAAGCGUUGCCGAGCGAGCCGGAACGGUCCCUGCCGAACCAGGUGGACACGUCACCGAUAAAGACGAUACAGUUACCGAACCAGACGAUAACAGUCCCGCGGCAGAGCAUGGAGAACGCUUCGGAGUUGCUGUCGCGCCGAAGAGCUAUGAACAACGGCUUCGACAGGCAGGACGACCCACCGGUUAGGGAUGUGCCCAGGGAGACGCCGAAACGGAAUGCUACGUUCAAAAAAGUGUCGCCGAAAACUAGUGCUAUGGACACGACAGUAGUGUACGUGAAAGCUGAUGAGAAUCAGAUUAUCGAUAUUAACUCGGCAACGUUGAACCUCAUCGACUCUAGUGAACGGACGCUGCAGCAAGAGGAAUGGGGUCUCCAAGAGCGCGCCAUGGUGGGAUCUACAGAGAGUACGGAUACUGGCACCUUCAGUUCGUCGAGUCCCCCCGACUGCCCACCCGACCCCGUACCUGCGAGAGACCCACGCCAUCAUAUAGCAUCGACACCAUUAACUACCAUAAGGAAGGGUGCAAAGAACGAUCUGUUAAACUUACACAGCACAAUAUCACCCAUAUACGACAUGGUAGAUGAUAAGUCGUACACCCUGACGAAGGCACCGAGCGGUAACGCCACAGCGAUGGAGAGGACAUUCGACAUGCACAACACUACUAUUGUAAAUACCGCCACAAUGGUCAAAAAGGCGUCGGCGAAACGGGAUAUACUAGCGGGGAAAGCGAGCCCGGAUAGAAGGACGCCGACGUCACCACAGAAAUCACCGCCUAGCAGAUUAUCGCCCACCAAUAUAGUAUCUUACGGUUCAAUGGUACCGCCAGCCGCCAUCCCAAGGAAGACGAACUUGCCUACUUCCAAACUGAGGCAAUAUAGUUCGCAUAGAGAGCUUAGCAGGAUACCAGGUAAUUCCACGACGGGUCUCCGCGGCGCGAGUGCGCGCACGAUGGUGCGGCGCGGCGUGUACGCGUCCAACCCCGCGCUCAGCCCCACCGCGCCCGCGCCCCCCGCACACCCCGCACACCCCGCGCACGGCGACACCUACGGCGCCGCAACACACCAUCAGAAACCUGAAGAAAGGACCAUAUCACGACCGGUGAUGCCCGCCCCGCCGGCGCUGGUUCGACAAGGAACCGAGACGCUUCGAAGGGAGAGGCCGCAGAGUCAACUGGUGGCGCCCAAGGAUGUGCGCGGUGGCAGUGGCGUGCCGGUGUCCAUGCGCAACCACCAUCUACCCCCACCGACGAGCAGGCCGUACUCGAUAGCGGGCGCGUCACAGCUCCGAGUGUCGAGGCCGGUCGCGGUGCCACCUGUACAGAAACCGGCACCCAUCCCGGCGGCCGUGGUGGAGCAGCCGCGCGCGCACCCGGCGCCGCCCGCGCCCGCGCCCGCGCCGGCCCCGCGCCCGCCCCCGCGCCCGCCUCCGCGCUGCCGCGCCCCUCGCGCCUGCCCGCGCCGCGGCGCGCGCUGCGACCCCCAUCAGUCUACUCAGUGGCGCCCGCAGCGGACGUGGAGCAUUACUGACAAAUAGCCUGCUGUGCCAACAUAUUGGGCCGCAGGACAUAACAUUGUACAGUGAUCGCUAAUCAAAUGACUGAACUAACAACGCGUAUAUGCGUCUAACCGCAUUGUUCAUUAAAUUGGGUAUUAACGAAGCAAAUCGUUCGUACAGUGGACUCAACUCUUGCACUCGGUCAACUAGUUGGCCGACUGAUUGAUCGAUGAUUUGACCAAGAAAUCCAACAAAAAUUUUAAUGUUCUCACCACUUGCAAACGACUUGUUUGGUUAACGUAAGUGUACCAGUGACGUCUGGACAUUCGACUGCAUUAAAUCUUUAAAAUUAUUCUUAGUUUCAAUGUAUGACGGGUCUAAUGUAUGAGUCGUACCUGAUAAGUGAUUCAUACAUUACUGAAGGAGUUAUGAAAGUGUUACGUCGGGGCCAAACGGGGGUGGUGUGACUUGUAUUAAUCUUGAGCAGAGGAUACUAUAUGGAUCUGCUUUUAGAAACUAUGGAGUUACAUUAUGUGUUGCCUAUAUCGUAAACAGUAAAAAGUAUACAUUUAAUCGAUUAAAUUUGUUUGUACUGGUAUUGAUGUGCCUGUUAUCGAUACAUCGAAACCAGUUAAUCGAUAAUGGUAAUUGUGAUGCGAAAAUUUAAAAGUAAUUGAACAGCCCCCGUUGUCUCUUUACAAGUAUCAAAAUGGAACCUUCAUAACUUAUAGUGAUUAUUUAACCUCUCGCCAGUGAUUAAACUUACAAAUUAGACUAAUUCUAUUUAUAUUCCAUAGAGCAUAGAACAUUUCACCGUUUUUUCUAGUUAUAACACUUAUAGCUUUUUAAAUUUUCUUACUUCAAUUGAAAAAAAAAUACGAAUAAUACGACUGAUCUUUAUAAAUAUAUUUAUUGGAAGUUCAUUUUUCUACUCUAAAUAGGCAUGAUGUAAAAGUUCAAUAAUUAAAUAUAAUCGAUUUGCUGGCGCGGGCUUAGAUAACUAGAAUUGACCAAUUCGGUGUUAAGGAUUAUUGUGGGUACAAUUGGCGGGUUUCUCGCCACUUUUGCUACGUAGAGACAAUAAUUUGUGGAUCUGCGUGGACAUGUUUGAUUGGAAUUUCAUUGACUGGAUUAAUAACACAGUAAUUGGAAUAUGUAACGUACCGCCAUUUUCAGUAAGCGAUCUCAAUUGCUUUUGAUUUAUCCCACAAAUGGACCAAUCAAUGUUUUUUUUGACAUGAGUACAAAAGAGUUAUUUGAUUGGUUCAUAGUCGGAAUCGGAUUGAGAUUGGGAUCGUUUAUUGAAAAUGGCUGUUAUUCGAACACAAAUGAAAAUCAAUCACUGUGAUAUUGAUCAGAACGAUCAGAAUACCUGAGUGCAUAAUCAUAACACAUUAACACUUCAGUGACAUCUAUGUAUGAAUCUUUUAAUCUAGACAAUUUGAUCAAUUUGUAAAAAUUAUGUAUUUAACGACAUUCAAAGUUUUUUUCUAGGAAAAUUUUGCUAAUGUCCUUUGGAUGGGGUAGCGAAAUUCACUUUUCAGAUAGUGAAAAGUCCAUCAAUUUCCAACUCCAAAUUAUUUACUAUUUUUAUUAAACAAUGCUCUCUCGCGUUUCUCAUUGAUGUUGAAGCUCAAAAUUUUAAAAAAAUAUAUCUAACUGGAUCAUAAUUUGGUACAAAUACAUACAAAUUAAGAUAUUAUUCCUAUAUUGUUUACAAAUUUAGUAAUAGUGUGAAAAUACUUGGUCUUAGUAAUUUAUUUCAGUUUAAGACAUUUUGCAUUUUGUUUAGAGAUUGUAAUCGUUUAGGGACGUGUAAUUUAAUUGUAUGUGUUUAGACGUAAAUUUUUAUAUUAAAUAAUGUUAGUGUAUUACGAUGUACGUGUAACAAAAUACAUGAAAGUACGUGAGAUACACGCACACCUCGCGAACACGUUUGUUAUAAACGUUACUAACGACAAAUGUUUAUACUGCAAGCAUCCACCACGGUCGCUCGAGUCGAUGGUGUAGGCACAAAAUCUUUAUGUAAAUUUAUAAAUAAUUUAUCUCGUGUACAUUUUGUAAAUUUCUGUCUUGUAAUCACGCGUUGUUUCACCGUGCUUCCUAUUUCACUGUCAUAGUAAAACUUUUUAACAUAUCGCAAAUAAACUGUAUUUAUCCGUAUCUUAACCUUCCAGCCGCAUUCGUAGCUUCUGAUAAAUUUGCAUGAAUGUUAUCCUUUUGUACAUCGAUGUUUUCCGGCCAAAUUACAGUAUUACGAGUAGAUUGUGGGUUACGGCACCUCCCGUUUGCAAUAUACGCAAUAAAUUAUGAUUGUAUAUUUUGUAAACUUAUAUGUGUACAGGGAGUGUUUGUACGUCUGUGUGUUAGCUGACCGCAGGCUGUCAGCCGUGCUGGCCGAAGGACGUUUUGCUAAGGCUGUGUUGCGUAUUGUGUGAGCAUGAAGCAAGUUGUUCCCGCUGCUUCGCCCGCGGUCUGCGGUGCUCUACGUUUAUUUGGACACGUUGUGCCUUAUUUAGGUAGUGUAAGGGAUUUUGUUUUCAUUUUCUAAUAAAACUUAUGUAUUUAU